Molecule: messenger RNA, 4866 nt
Organism: Cavia porcellus (domestic guinea pig)
Lineage: Eukaryota; Metazoa; Chordata; Mammalia; Rodentia; Caviidae
Gene: Unc5cl
Product: unc-5 family C-terminal like
Exons: 11
Coding region: 2152-3708 (518 amino acids)
Biological process (GO): netrin-activated signaling pathway; positive regulation of canonical NF-kappaB signal transduction; positive regulation of JNK cascade
Cellular component (GO): membrane
Molecular function (GO): netrin receptor activity; protein binding
Source: RefSeq, a predicted model, not a curated record
CCUAAGGAGCAGUUUGGAUCCAUUCUUGGUGAGAGUCCAGAGCAGGAGAGGAGCUGUUUGCUGACCUCCGGGUUCCAGGGAAUAUGGAGAGGUGAGGAAAGGGAAGCUGCCUCCUCGUUCAGUCCCUGCACAGACAGCCACACCUCUGUGCUAUUUUAAGCAUCUAUUUAUCCAGAGGGGCCCAGGGAACAGAUUUCCACAGCUGUCACUUGAGGCCAGCUCCACACUCGGGGUUCCACCUCCUGCUGAACUGCUCCAAACGAUCAGUAGCAAAGGUGCCCCCACCCAUACCUCUUUGAGCCUGGGGUCAGGAGAAGCCCCUAGCCCUCACUGUCUUGAGGAUGGGUACAGGUGACACUGCUAGACACCGGGGCCUAGCAUGAUGGAGAGACCAACCAGUGCACAGGACACUGGUUGAAGACCUGCCAGUUCCUGGUGGGCUUGGGCUUUCACUCAGUCUCCUUGAGUCUCAGUUUUCCCUUCUGUAAAAUGGAAACAAUAAAUCCUUCUCUCUUAGCACUUGGCUGAGGGUUCGGCGAACUCAUUCACUUGGAGGUUUGUUGUACUGGUGAAGUCCUGGCCAGAGGUUAGUUAUAGCAGAGUACUUAACCCUUUGGGAUCCACUGCUCUGGGACCUCAAAGCAUGUUCAACCCAGCAGACUUAGCUGAAUUCUAUUCUGGACUAGAAUCUGGUCCAGGAAUGUGCUGGGAAAUCACAGUGCUAUAAGAGGGGAGUGUGUGUACCUGCAUGUGCAUGUGACCCAGGGUGGGGUGACCCAGCGUGCCCAGGCGGAAGAGAAGGCUCGUCUUCCAUAGACAGCCACUGGAACUGGGGGAUGUUACUGGCCUGGUUGCCCCAGGAUCUCCCUGUAUCCACGUUACCCAGGGCCCAGCUGCUUCCUUAAUCCUAGGAUGAGGCUGAAACUGUUGGGUGAGCAGGCGCAGACGGAAGUGCCAGGCUCCUCAUGCCUAGGAACUGGGCUGUCUUUUUCCAUACACUUAGAAAUCGGGUAACCUCUGAGCCAGAAGGGGCCCUAGGACUCAAGGAGGGUCAUUUCCUUGUUAAAAUGAUAAAGCCAAAACCAGGACUGGGAAAUCACUGGGCAACCAGAAAGUGUCAGGUCCACCCCUUGACCCCCGGCUGUCCCUCCUCCUGGAGCCCCCAUUCCUUUGUUCAUUCUGAGGUGUGACACCCACUCUGCCUUGACCCCCAAGAAGGAACCUUGGGGUCAGGGAGGAAAUGUGGCCUCCGAGAUUUGCUUUUUUUUGUUGGGCCUCCUCUACAGGAAUAGACAGGGAAGAGGAGGAAGACAUCUUGGUUUUAUUCCUAGAGAAGAUGGCGAUGAGCUAGACAAGACAGAGGGACGCUAUAUCUGUCCCCUCUUCGGAGCCUCGGGGUCUUUCUCCUGACCCGCCAGGUCUUCCAAGCUGUGGCUGGGGGUGUGACAGCAGUUCCUGUCCCUGGCCUUUCCUGUCUGUGCUGCAGCCAUCUCCCUCCGGGUGGAAGUGGACAGUCCUGAGGACGCUUGGGAGAGAUUCAGUGAGGGAAAAGCUGCUUUUCAGCCUUCAGGAGGGACGAGCCUGUGUCCCCUGCCUUGGGAUCUUCUGCCUGAGAAACAAGAGCCACGGAAAGCCCGACAGAGACAGACGCACACAGGAGAACUAGAUCUGCUGGGGCCCGCCGCUCACCAGCAGGGGGCGCUGGAGGCAGAGUGUCAAGGUGCAGCGCUGUCUCCGAGAUGUCUCCCUUCGGCUUUGGCCCCUUGCAGCUCCACGCUGAUAAGUUCACUGCCUUCCGAGAUCCUCAGCUACUCCUCUAUCCAGCUGGACUUUGCCAGCAGAGAGGAACACUGGUUUCCACCCUUGUUUUGAGCGGCUUGGAGGAAGGGCUCUGCCGGGAAGCGCCAGGCCCCGCCCACCUGGCGUCCCCGCCCACCGCCACCUGCGGGCUGGCCUGGCCCCAGGGUCUGGACAACCUGUUUCUGGGAGACGGAGGAACUGCAGGUCCUGCACAAGCCAGGGGCCCCUGAAGCUUUAGACAGAAGCACGGCCACAAGAGAAACAAGGUCCUGCAUCGGAGCUCAGUCCUGAGGCCCUUGACCUUAGCCGGCCCCGGUGCAGGAUAUCCAGCAACCUUGAGUGACCAGGAGGAUGUGUCCCCCAGAGAGUGCCCUCCAAUCCCCCCAGUUCCUCCUGCUGGUGGGGAUCCCUGUGGUCAGUACCCUGCUUCUGGUUCAGUGUCUCCGGUGGCACUGUCCCCGCUGGCUGCUGGGGCCCUGCUGGAAGCCGGACAGCCACGAGGAGCCAGAGCCCCCGUCCUCUCCACCACCGGAAUUCGAGGUGCCAGGGCAUUGUGUGCCUGCCACCCUGCCGGAGAUAGCUGCCUUCUACCAGGAGCUGCACACGCCCACUCAGGGCCACACUGUCACCCGCCAGCUGAUGAACAAACUGCUGGUGUUCUCGGCCCGCGAGGUGGAUCACCGUGGGGGCUGCCUGCUGCUGCAGGACACAGGCAUCUCCCUACUUAUUCCGCCAGGUGCCGUGGCCUUGGGCCGUCAGGAGCGGGUGUCCUUGAUCCUGGUGUGGGACCUGUCCGAUGCCCCACUGCUGUCCCGCACCCAGGGACUGGUGAGCCCAGUGGUGGCGUGUGGCCCCCACGGAGCCUCCUUCCUGAAGCCCUGCACCCUCACGUUCAAGCACUGUGCCCAGCAGCCGGGCCACGCGCGCACUUAUAGCAGUAACACGUCCCUGCUCGACGCCAAGGCCUGGCGGCCCCUGGGCCAGCCUGGGGCCCACACCUCCUUGGAUGAGUGUCGCAUCCAACUUUCCCACUUCAGCCUCUACACCUGUGUGCUGGAGGCCCCAGUGGGCCAGGCUGCCCGAAAGUGGCUGCAGCUGGCCAUAUUCUGCUCCCCGCUGGCGCCGGGGCAGACUCACCUGCAACUUCGAGUCUACUUCCUCAACAACACACCCUGCGCCCUGCAGUGGGCAGUGACCAACGAGCAGCCCCAUGGGGGGCGCCUGCGAGGGCCCUGCCAGCUCUUCGACUUCACAGGGGCCAGGGGCGACCAGUGUCUGAAACUCAAGUACAUCUCUGAGGGCUGGGAGAACGUGGAUGACAGCAGUUGCCAGCUGGUUCCCCAUCUCCACAUCUGGCAUGGAAAGUGCCCCUUCCGCUCCUUCUGCUUCCGGAGGAAAGCAGCCAAUGAGAAUGAGGACUGUUCGGCACUGACCAAUGAGAUCAUUGUCACCAUGCACACCUUCCAGGAUGGCUUGGAGACCAAAUACAUGGAAAUCCUCAGGUUCCAGGCAUCAGAGGAGGAGUCCUGGGCAGCGCCACCCCCUGUCUCCCAGCCACCCUCCUGCAACAGGCUGCCACCAGAGCUCUUUGAGCAGCUGCGGAUGCUGCUGGAGCCACACAGCAUCACAGGGAAUGACUGGCGUCGGCUGGCCUCCCACCUGGGCCUGUGUGCCAUGAAAAUUCGGUACCUGUCGUGCCAGCGCAGCCCUGCAGCAGCCAUCCUGGAGCUCUUUGAGGAGCAGAACGGCAGCCUGCUGGAGCUGCACUGCCUCAUGACCUCCAUGGAGCGACUGGACUGUGCCUCGGUCAUCCAGAGCUACCUCAGUACAACACCCCACAGCAGCCCGGCCGUGGUCCACAAUCAUGUCUGGGAGAACCAGCACCUGGAGCUGGAUGAGAAGCUCUGAGCACCCACCAGGGUGGGUGGCCGGGGAAAAAUGCGGCCACAGAACCUGCGGGCCAUUCCAGGGACACCUGUGAGCCACCUCCAGGCAUGCAGGUUCUCUCCUGGCCAGUAGGCGGCGUAAGAGCACAGGAGAUGACCACAGCUUGGCCAGCUGCCUGGCAGCUAUUUAUGGACACUGGGCUUCCAGGUGGCUCCCGUGGGCUCUCCAGGUCGACUGUCUGGCCCACAGGCAUUCACUGAACACUUAGUAAGUGCUAGCACUCCAGGGGCAUGCUGGAGUGUUUGAGGUGGGGCAUGGAGCCUGGAGUAAGCUCAGUGCUCUUUUGUCCGGUCAAGGUGACUGCAAGACAGAGCUGCGUUCUGCAGGAGGAGUUGGGAAGGGAGAGAGCUGAGCUGGGCUGCAGUGAGGAGAAGGCCCUGGGUAGGAGGUAGGGAGAGCGCCUGAGGUGGGCUGGGGAGCACGCCCAGAGGCCAGCACUAGGGAGGAGCUGAGGAGCUCUCCUGAGGCCCAGGGGCAGGGCCAGGCCAGCGCGUAGCUGGGCAGUGAUCCCUGCAGCUGCAGUCUCCUCCACCUCCCUCGGUCUCUGCGCUAGCCCUGCCCUCUCUGCCAUGAUCUCUGUUAGAAACCAUUAAUGCUGAGCAGAAGCCUCCGGAUCAACCUUUGUAUCCCUUCAUCUCCAGCUGUGUGACUUUUAAGCUUCGGACUUCAGUUUCCCGCCUCUCUUCCCUGAGACUUCUGCAUCCCCGAAUCCACAUAUUCUGUUACCCAGCACCUUAGCAUCUGUUUGUCUCUACCUGGUUACUGCGCCCUCUCUUUGGCGUAAUUCUCUCUGUCUGAAAUCCUCCGUUGUUACUCCCAGGCAAGUGUCUCCAAACUUAGGUGAUGCAUUGGUGCUAUCCUCACAGUGACUGAGUAGGGAGAUGCUCCUUGUGGAGCAAGAUUCAGUUUGGGGCCAGGAAAUAAAGGAAAGGGACCGAUACCUAGCAAAUGCUACUGUGUGUAAUGCACCAUGUAUGGAAGAUGGGUAUUGCACAGGCAGCGAAGCGUUCUGCUCAGCUCUGUUCUGCAAACAGUUCGCCUUAAUUUGUCCUGGUAAACAUGAAGAGUUUGUCUUUAUAUUUAAUAAAAAUAUGAAUGCUUAUUUUUUAUGAAGAACAA